AUGUCCUACGCAGAGAUCCUCAAUCCGGAAAUUAAGGCCCGGAGCCUGAAUAAUAUAGCGUCACCUCCAGGAUUUGGCCUGCAAAACACCAAAUUAAAAACUUCCGAACCUGUCAAGAAACCCACACCAGAAGAACUCGACAGACUCAAACUCAAGAAAGCAUGGGACGUUGCCUCGGGCCCUGCUAAAUCGGUGCCCAUGAACUGUAUCAUGAGCUACAUGACGGGUAACUCGUUACAAAUGAUUCCCAUCAUGAUGACUGUCAUGCUUCUUAUAAACCCGAUCAAGGCCAUCUUUUUAGAAACAAACAAGGUAUUCGCUUCUUUGGAGACCAGAAACCCGAACGAUUUGCUCAUGCCUAAAGCGAUGUUUGUUGUGUUCCAGCUAGCAAAUGCUGGUAUCGGCUUGUUCAAGCUCUGGACCAUGGGUUUGAUCCCCAAUGGCGAAGCCGACUGGCUAGCUUGGAAGCCAGUCACCCAGGUGGUGGAAAGAUUGAGAAUAUAA
Messenger RNA from Candidozyma duobushaemuli, 504 nucleotides. RefSeq names its product chaperone. Gene Ontology annotation, biological process: protein folding in endoplasmic reticulum. The transcript has a single exon. The record is from RefSeq and is a predicted model, not a curated record. Lineage: Eukaryota; Fungi; Ascomycota; Pichiomycetes; Serinales; Metschnikowiaceae. Bases 1 to 504 code for a protein of 167 amino acids. Gene Ontology annotation, cellular component: EMC complex.